GUUUUUAAUUGGCUAUCUCUGCCACGUAUGCACCAUUCAUGUUUUUGCAUUAGAGAUGCUCUAAGCCUCUUCCAAUCCCCUUCUUCAUCGAUCCUAUAAAUAACGGAUAUUGCAAAUGUGUUUGAUGAUCAUAUAGGAAACAUACAAGAAAGAACAAACAUCUGUUCGAUCAUUAAACUUUUGUAAUGGUGAUAAUCGGUGGUGUGAAUUAUGAACGUAUCAGUGUUGCUCGCACAUUGAUUAAUAAUCCAGAUGAUGUUUCUAUCAAGCUGCAUAAUCUAAUUGGAUUUAAAGGAGAGGAGAUUGAAAUUGUAUGGUCAAAUAGUCACGUAUGGAUAAUGGGAUAUACUGAAAGCAACCGGGCCUGGUUUUCGGAUCGUAUAUCCCUGAAGCGCCGAAUUUUGGGCAUGGGCGUCGAGGAAAUAAAGCUUGACGAUAAAAAAGGUACCCUUUACGUGAAGUUAUCAAAACAAGCGACUCGCAAAAUUGAUCCGACAAGAACCGUAUUGGUUCAAGAACUACUAGACCAGCAAAGCCCAUCAUCAUUACCCAACCAUACAAAGUACGGCGGCAGCGGCGCAACACAAAAGCGCAUAAAUGCCCUCACAUAUGGUGUAAAC
Molecule: messenger RNA, 620 nt
Organism: Cuscuta europaea
Lineage: Eukaryota; Viridiplantae; Streptophyta; Magnoliopsida; Solanales; Convolvulaceae
Source: the annotation of a GenBank genome assembly